Molecule: messenger RNA, 372 nt
Organism: Tetrahymena thermophila SB210
Lineage: Eukaryota; Ciliophora; Oligohymenophorea; Hymenostomatida; Tetrahymenidae
Product: 60S ribosomal protein L34
Exons: 3
Biological process (GO): ribosome biogenesis; translation
Cellular component (GO): ribosome; cytosolic large ribosomal subunit
Molecular function (GO): structural constituent of ribosome
Source: RefSeq, a predicted model, not a curated record
AUGGCCCAAAGAAUCACCUACAGAAGACGUUGCUCCUACAACACCAGAUCUAACAAAGUCAGAAAGGUUAAGACCCCCGGUGGUAGACUUGUUGCCCAAUACGUUAAGAAGGUUGUUAACUAUACUAAGUGCUCUGAAGCUGGUUGCAAUGUUGCCCUCAACGGUAUUGCUUAAGUCAGACCUGCUGAAUACGCCACUAUUGCUAGAUCUGCUAAGACCGUCUCUAGAGUUUACGGAGGUGAACUCUGUCACACUUGCGUCAGAAGCAGAAUCAUCAGAGCUUUCUUGACCGAAGAAGUUAAGAUCGUCAAGAGAAAGAUGAUCUCUAAGCCUAAGACCGACAAAAAGAAGAAGAGAUCCCAAAAGAAGUGA